CGCUUAACCAUUAGACCACUGAGCCGGUUGUGACAUAUCAGCUCACUGAAGACAAUGGUGUACGGUGGUGCAAUUUCAUGGAUUGGUUGGAGUUACACAUUAACAUCGCUUGGUACUGGCUCAGCGGUCUAAUGGUUAAGCGUUGGCGCACGAGAUCGAUAUGUCCUAGGUUCGUAUCCCUCGAACAGGAUCAUGGAUGCAUACCACUUUGAAGUCUCAUACAAAUAUGAAACAAUCGUUCAGUGCUUCCAGAUUUUCCUAUGGUGAUUUUGCUUCAACUGACACAUGAUUUCAACGAGUGAAAUUUCUAAAAUCUUCACAAUACCCCUUCUGAAUAAAACAAAUUCCAUAAAAAUCAUUUCAACCAAUCAAAUUCGUUUAUCUAUUUUUUUUUAUUACCUAUAUCUAAUGAUUCCUAUCAUUUGAUUGGUUCAUUUAUUCAAUGAAUAAAGUAUAAAUACCCAUGAAGUAAAACGUGUCAUCAUUAUAUUUCGAUUAAAAGUAUAAAAGUGUAGUUUGUUAUUUUGACGAUUCAAAAGUACCCGACGGGGGGGGGAGGGAAGGGAACAGGUGAAGUAAAUUGUAUCCAAGCCACACACACACACAAAAAUAAAAUGGAAUGGUUACUAUGCUUAAAAUAUAUAAUUUUUUAUAAAAUAAUUAUAUUAAAUAUAUUACAAUUUAUAAAUAAUUAUUAUUGGAAUGAAAAAACUAUAAAACAUCAACGUCAAUGUAUAUUUCCAUCAGUAUAUAAACGUAAAGCAAUUUAUGAAUGUCAACAUAUUGAUAUAAAUGGACCAAAUGAUGAACAAUCCAAUGUAAUAAUAAAUAAUCAAUUACAUUCAUCUAAAUGGUGGUGUCCAUUAACUGAUAAUUAUGAUCAUUAUCCAGAAUGGCAAUUAUGCCCAGAGACAACAACAACAUAUGGUGGUAAUCAACCAGGUAAACAAUGUUAUUUUCCAUUUAUUUAUCAUAAACGUUUAUAUACAACAUGUAUUCGAAAUGAUGGUGAUUUAAUCUAUGAACAUGUAAAUGAUAGAAUACCAAUAGAUAAUGGUAAAAGUGGUUAUUGGUGGUGUUCAACCACAUCAAAUUUUGAUCAUGAUGGUUUAUGGACAAAAUGUCGUCCACAAUUAUCAUAUCAAUUACCAUGUUAUUUUAAAAAACAAAUUAAUCAUUAUUAUCAUUAUAAUAUAGGAGGUUUUAUACAAUCUAGUGAUUAUGAAUGUCAACCAUAUUUAGGACAUUGGAUAUGUUAUACAGAAUUAAAACAAUUACGUGAAUGUCCUAAAUCAAUACAAUUAUUAUAUAAUAUUAAAACAGAAGGUGGUAAUGAUCCUGGUUUUCCAUGUUAUUUCCCAUUUCAAGCUACUUUAUCAUUACAUCCUCAUCAUCAUCCUCAUCAUCAUCAUGACAUAAGUAGACCACAAAAUUUCACACAUUGUUUACCUGGUAUAAUCAAUAAUCAAUUAGAUGAUCAAUUAUCAAUUUAUCCAACAUGGAUUGGUUAUUGGUGUUCAACUACAGAAAAUUUUGAUCGUGAUCAAUUAUGGACACGUUGUCAUUUUAAUAUAAAACAACAAAAUAUGAUUAUAUCAUAUAAAUUAUCAGAAAUUUGGUCACAAUUAAAUUGGUUAACUUCAUUAACUUAUCAAGAAAAAUCAAUAAUUUCUAUAAAAAAUUUAUCAAAUACAAUAAAUUUUCAACAAUCAUUAAAUUCUAUAGAAUUAUUACGUGGUACAUGGGAAUUAUUUACUAAAAAUAAUCAUGAUCUAGAUCAUAUAUAUCAUGAUCCUGAUCAUGAUCCCGAUCAUGAUCCUGAUCCUAAUCAUAAUCAUAAUAAUCAAUAUAAUGAUCAUUAUUAUAUUGAAUUAACAUGGUGGUUAUGGUUAGCACCAUUUUGGUGGAUCACAUAUAAAACUAAUCAAUCAUUCAAUACAACGAAUCAUUUAGGUCAUACACAAAUGAUCAAUAUACAUAGUAACCAAUUAACUAUGAAUAGUAACAACAAUAAUGAUAAUAAUGAUAAUAAUCCAUUAAUCAGUGGAUUAAACUUACCUUCCUGGUUAAAUGAAUGGAGUGAAUCAGGAUGGUAUUAUUAUAAUAUAAAUAUGAAAACUAAAUGGAAUCAUUUAUUAUUAUAUUUAUAUUAUAAAUGGUUAAAAUCAUGGUUAUUUAUAUUUUUGAUUGGUUUUUUAUUUGGUAUUUUAUUGAUUAGUUUUAUUUUAUUGAUUAUCUUUUUUUCAUUAAAAAAAUCAAUACGUUUACAAAUUAUUGAUUGUUUAUUUCAAACAAAAUAUCAAUCAAUCAAUCAUUAUCAAUCAAUAAUAGAUCAUAAAUCAUUGGAAUUAUCUACAGCUGAUCUAUUAUUAAAACAAAAUUAUUUAUUCAAUAAUAAUAAUAAUCAAUUAAAGAAUCAAUUCGAUAAUAGAAAUAAUAAUCAUGAUCAUGAUCAUUUCGAUUGUAAUCGAUUAUUGGCAUUACAUUCUAUUCAUGAAAAUGUUGAACAGAAUUUAUUAGAUCAAUCGAUAAAUGAUAAAGUAGAUUCAAGUUGUUGUUGUUGUUCUUGUUGUUGUUGUGAUUAUUUAUGGAAUAAUAAUAAUAAUAAUGAUCAUACAAAUACUACUACUAAUAAUACUACUGAUAUAUAUAAUAUAAGUAGUAUAAACAAUAACCAUAAUCCUAAGGAAUAUAUAAAAUGUUUAUUAGAUGAACUGAUUAUUCAACAUUCCAAUAAUGAAAUUAAUGAUCAUGAUGAUGAUGAUGAUGAACAUUAUUAUAAACAACUUCGUCAUUUCUCUCAUAUUCUUGAUAUAUAUUUAAAUAAAAAUGAGAAAUAUAUGAAUGAUGAGAAUCAUGAAGAGUAUGUAGCAUGUUAUUUACAUAAUAAUAAUAAUACAAAUGAAAUAUAUCAAAAUAAACAAUUAUGUCAAUGUUGUUGUCGUCGUCGUCGUCGUCACGAUCAUCGAUAUCAUGAUCAUCAUCAUUGUCAUUGUUGUCAUCGUCGUUGUCGUGGUCUCUAUCAUCAUCGUCAUCAUUGUCUACUUGAAUGUUAUUCAUUAAAUCAUCAACCAUUACAACAUACGUUCCAGUAUAAUAAUAAUAAUAAUAAUAGUAUGAAUUAUUUAGAUAAUCAUGAAAAUAAUGAGAUUAAAGUAAAUAAUGACGAAUUUAUUAUUGAACCAACAGCACCACCACCAAGUUAUGAUCAAAUUGUACCAAUAUUGUAAGUAGGUUUUGUUUGUUUGUUUGUUUCUCUUUCCAUAUUUCUGACGAACUUUCUAUCUAUCUAUCCACACUUCUAUCUAUCUAUCUAUCCACACAUCUAUCUAUCUAUCUAUCUAUCUAUCUAUCUAUCUAUCUAUCUAUCUAUCUAUCUAUCUAUCUAUCUAUCUAUCUAUCUAUCUAUCUAUCUAUCUAUCUAUCUAUCUAUCUAUCUAUCUAUCUAUCUAUCUAUC
This is a messenger RNA of Schistosoma bovis, 3458 nucleotides long. The record is from the annotation of a GenBank genome assembly. Lineage: Eukaryota; Metazoa; Platyhelminthes; Trematoda; Strigeidida; Schistosomatidae.